Molecule: messenger RNA, 4128 nt
Organism: Cyclospora cayetanensis
Lineage: Eukaryota; Apicomplexa; Conoidasida; Eucoccidiorida; Eimeriidae
Exons: 9
Coding region: 1-4128 (1375 amino acids)
Biological process (GO): regulation of transcription by RNA polymerase II
Cellular component (GO): nucleus; SWI/SNF complex
Molecular function (GO): transcription coregulator activity; gamma-tubulin binding
Source: RefSeq, a predicted model, not a curated record
AUGCCGCGCCAGCCGCUCGCCUCUCCCCUGGAGCUCUACUGCUCCGUGGGUUUAUCCUCCGGCCAGAGAGGAGGGUGCCAGUAUUUGACAGUGGAUUGUGGGGCCGGAGCCGCAGCGCCAACAACAGCCGGCGCCGUUGGUGUGCGUCACCCUCGUACAGCAGGGACGGCAGCAGCAGGAGCAGAGGCCCCCUGCGUCGUCUCAGCAAAUCCCCCCUUCCCCAACAGCCCCUGCAGCACUCUACUGCUGCUUCCCACCUACCCAGCGCUCCCCCACAAACCCUGCCUCAGCGGCAGCACGUACACCCCAGCUUGUUGCGCCCAUGGGACGGAGAUCCUGCUGGGAUUUGUGGGGUCUCCACAAGGAGACACGGCAGCGGCGCUUUGGCUCCUCGGGGCAGGAGGCACCCGCGCGGAGCUCCCAAAGGUCGUCCACUCCGCCGCACCAGCAGCAGCAACAGCAACAAUAGCGACGAGGCCUCCCAAGAGACAGGAAUGGGGAGCGGCGACACCCGUAGUGGCAAGACAGAUCUCCCCCGUCUCCCCUGGAUCGGCUGCUGCAGCAGCAGCGGCCGCUGCUGCUGCAGCAGCCGACUCGCGCCUGCGAUGGCAGUUGCUCCGUCCGUGUCUGCUGCCAAGCCAGCUGAUCCCCGAGCGGCUGCAGCAGCAGCAGCAGCAACACUGCCCUGAGCAGGAGAUGGGAGAGGUGCUCCUGCAACAGGAAGAGGAGCUGGUUCUACGAAAUCAAGGUACCCAAGAAUUCCUGUCGUUGCAGCUCCUGCUGAAGCAGCAUCCGCUUCCGCUCCCGCAGCAGCAGCUGCAGCGCCGCGUUUGUUUGGUGGCUUCGCUCGCAUUCGAUUCACCGCCCGUCGCGCAGCAAACAGCGGCACCUGGGGUGUACGUACACUGCGGAUGGCGAAUGGAGCGGGCCGGCAUACGGCAUUGUCCUCCCUCCAUCAUGCGGCUUCCCGCUGCGCUUCUGUCCCCGCAUCCAUGGGAUGCCACCGCAGCAGCAGCUGAAGUGUGGGGUGGCUGCAGCAUAGCUGCGCUUUUGGAGCAGCACGGGCUUGCUGCUGCCGCUGCUGCAGUCCCCCCACCCCCCCCCUUGCCAAUGGAGGAUCAGCAGGAUCUUCUACUGCUACAGCAGCCCCCAGGCAGAGCCGACAACAAUAGAAGCAGCGUUCCAGAGGCUGCGGUGGUUGCGGCAGUGAAUUGGCUGCCUCAGCAGCUAGCCGCGGACUGGCCUUUACUGCCGCAUGCAACAAGGGAGCGGCUGCUGCUCGAGGAGUUGUUGUCGCUGCUGCUAGGUGUCGAUGGGGUGUUGCUGCGCGUAGUGCAGCAGCCAGCCGACGAGGCCCAGCAUCAGUCUGUCGCGCUGCAGCAGCAGCAAGACGCCCUGUUGUUGCUGAGGAGGUACCCUACGGACGAGCCACAACAGCAGCAGCAGCAACAGCAGCAACAGCAGCAGCAGCAGCUAGAAGUGCAUGCGUACAGCUUUGACAGCAGCAGAUGCUGCCUUCCUGCCCUGCCACGCUUCUCUGUGUGGCUGCACCCGUUGCUCCAGCAGGAAGCGGGGGGUUCCUCGGGUGGCCUGCAGUGUCUGCUGCGGCAGCUCGCAGCUGCCGCUGCAGAUAUUCGCUUGUUGCUGCAUGCGCAGCAAGUGGCAGGCUGUCGGACCGAGGAAAUCGGAGCAGUGGGAUCUGCGGACUGGACAGAGCAGACUCGAGAUCCCCUUUCGGAAGAUGGCGCGGGCAACAGCGGCGGCUUGGCGUGCUGGCCGUGGGAGUGGCAGGAACGCUUCACAGUGGAGUGGUCGGCAGUCCCCGCAGUGCUAAGGGCCUUUGCGCCUCAGAUCCUUCAAGUUGGAAGAAGCCUGCGGCUCCUUAGGGACUGUCGGAAGCCCUGCCCAGACUUGAGUCGCUUCUUCGCUGCUGCAGGAGGCGAGAGCAGCUCAUCUGCUCUCCUGCAGCCAGAGGCGUUGUCUGCCGCUCUGCCGGCGGCAGCAGGGGAAGCAUCUGCUGCAGUGUACGCACUGCUGCGCUCUCCCUUCGUCCUGGGAGAUCCCGAUGCAGCAGCAGCCGAGAUGCCGGCAGGCGCACAGGGAUUUGUGGGUGUGCUCAAGGGCCUUAGGGCUCUCUGCCUUGGAGGACGGGGAGACGUUUUUGCUGCCUUCCUAGGAUCGUGCGAUUCCACGCUUGAACAGCUGCACCCACAGCCUGUAGCUGCUGGCAGCGGUGGGAGAAGCCUAGAGAUGCAGCAGCAGCACCAACAGCAACAGCAGCUGCUGCAGCAGCUACAUCUGCUGGAGGGUCGGAUGGACGCUGCGAUCCGAAGCGUGCCCGAAUACGAAUGGCUGUGCGACGACUUGUCGCUUUCUCUGCACCCAAUUGCAAGUCUUUCUGAGGCAACACAACUGCUCCAUAGAGCCGCAACAAAGCCCCAGCUGUAUGCUCAGCUUCUCGCUGCUCCAAGGGAUCUAUUUGGCCUUCGAGACGCAGGACCUCACUUCCGUGCGGCGCUCAAGGCGAGGGGGCAGAUGGCGUACUUUGUCACAUGUCUGCUCUCCUACAUCUCCAACGAUGUGGUGGACGUUGAGUUCGGUCGGCUUUUGACCUUUUGCUGCCGCGGGAGCCCUAGCGCGGAGCUGCUGCAGCAGCAGCACCUAAAGUGCAUGCGCAGCAUCAGCAGCGCCUGCUUCCUGGAAAGCCCCACAACGCUGCAAAGCCUCAACAAGGCGCUCGCCGUUGUUCUCACCUUCGCCACACACACGCUGAAGUUAACUUCGCUCGCCACAAGGCCGCAGCUGCUUGCUGCUGCGGCGGACAGCCCGUCUGCUGCAGCUAGCGCUACGCUGAUGGGUGCCGAAGGCAGAGCCGCCGCAGAGGCCGCUACGGCAGCAGCAGCUGCUGCCGCUGCAGCAGCCAGCGAGGCUGGGGGCAGGUCGGAGGCAGCAGCAGCUGCCGCUGCAGAGCAGCAGCACCAGCAGCAGCGGCUACAGCAGCAGAGACGCAGAGAAAUUCGGCUGCAGAGCUUCCAGUGCGCGGUGGAAGCUGCCGGCUUCGGGUCCAUGGUGGGAACGGCGCAUGCAGCCUUUGUCGCCAGCCAAAGAGAGUUCGCAGGGCGACUGUACCGGUUGGUUCAGGGGACGACAGGGUCUGCCGCUGCACACUUGCUACAGCGGCUGGAGGUGGCCAUUGCUGCGGAUGACGAAAAGCAGGGGCCUUCAGGUGUAUCUUCACCCCUCGGCACUACUCCUCGUUGCGAGCUCCAGAGGGCCCUUUCUGCUGCUGCAGCCAGCACGUCUCCCACGCCUGUUGCAGAGGCACUCGCCGCGGCGAAGGCUGUGGGACGAAAGCCUUACUCAAACUUCGGCCGCCAACAGAAGCAGCAGCAGCAACAGCAGCAGCCCAGCGCCGCUUUGGCAAUGCCGCAGCUGCUUCAACUACAGCAGCAACAACGCGCAGUAACACAGCAAGCGCAGCAGCAGCAGCAGCCCCGCUUUCCUCGCGCUCCUGGAGCCGUUGCCGAUUCUUUGGGGGGCCCACCGCUGCAGCGAGGCGCAGCGACUGCUGCUGCUCCCCCUGCGAUUGCUGCCGCUCCCCCUGCGAUUGCUGCUGCUCCUAGGACUCACAGCAGCAGCAGACUGGCGUGGCCUACGCCUCCAAGGCCCCGCUCCGGUGCUGUGGCAACAGCGGCAGCAGCAUGUUCUCGCGGUAAAAGCGCAGCAGCAGCAGCAACGGCCGAAGUAAGGGGCUACAGCAGCAGCAGCAGCAGCAGCAGACUUCCCCUUGGACAGCAGCAGGGCACAGGUUCUUCCUCCGCCGCCCGCAGCAGCAGCACGAACCGCCUAUCCCGCAGCAGCAGCAGCAGCUUCAUUAGCGACUCUGAGGCCGAUGAAGAAGUAGCCCCCAGACAGGGAGCACGAGCAACGACAAGAGUAGAUCCUGCUGGUGUUGCUGAUAGUGACGCGCCUACGGAAGAGGCCUGGAGCGACGCCCCAACAGAACCCAGCGACGAAGAGCAGGAGGCUGAAGUGCACCAGCCGCAGCGGCGGCAGCAGCUGCCAUCAAUACACCCAACGCCGCUUUCUCAAGCCCAGGCGUUGCUCAGGCGUCUGCGCAAUCAGUGA